AUUUAAUUAAUCUAUGAUUCAUUUCCGGUUACUCUCCCACUCGUACAUUUCUUAGAAAUCUGUUGAAUUAGAAGUAAACAUGACCACAUCAAGAUCGACAGCGUUUUCAUACAAUUAUGCCAUAGUUUGUCGCGUUCCCCGAAGUUUCGCUGAUAGAGGAACACCAGCUGAUGGACGACAAAUAGACUACGAAGAGGCACGCGCGGAGCACAGACAACUUGUUGACACUUUGAGGAAAUGUAGUUUGAACAUUAUUGAGCUACAGGAGGACGAAGACUAUAAAGAUUGCUGCUGUGUUGAAGAUUGUGCUGUUGUUAUUGGCGGCACUGCUCUCAUUACAAGACCGGGGCUAAAAACACGACAAGGAGAGACAAAGGAGAUUCGCCGUGUUCUGAAAUCUGACUUGAAGCUGCGUAUACAAGAAAUCAAUGAUGGAACAGCCACUCUUGAUGGGUCUGAUGUACUGUUUACAGGAAAGGAGAUAUUUGUUGGUAUUGGACGUAACACGAAUACACAAGGUGCCCAGGCUGUAGCCGAGGCUUUUCCAGAAUAUAUGGUUGUGCCAAUCUACAUAGAUAGAAUACGUGCACUUCAUUUGAAAAGUGUUUGCAGCAUGGCUGGUAGACAAGUUAUUGCCAUCAGUAACUCAGAUGAUGGGAUGGAGGUGUACAAGCAAAUCAAGAUGCGAGCACAGUUUAGCUACGAACUCCUCAAGUUGGAUUCUGAGGCAGCUGCAAAUAUGAUUUAUGUGAACGGAAGACUCAUUGAUCGUCCUAGAGAAGAAAUUGGCGAGACCUGUUGGAGUGUUCUUGAUGAGAAGAUCAUGAACCCUCGGCACCAGGUUAGCAUUAGAGAAUUGGAGCGAGCUCGUGUGACGCUGACUAACUUGGUUCUUCUGGUGAAUAAAGAAAAGCGUGCACGGAAAAUCGUGUCUAAUCUACAGGAUGAUGAUAUGGAUAGAUACGCCACCAUCAAAACCCUAAAAUAAAUCUCCGAACCAUCGUUCCUACUGAAAAUAUAUACACAAAUCGUAUAUUACCUUCGUAAAAAUCAGGGUCACUUUCAAAUAUGCCUUAUAAAGAAACUGUCAAAAGAAAUUAGUUGUAGAAAUAUUUCUAGUUGUUACUAACAUGAUAAUAGUGUUUAUUUCGUUUGAAAAUUGACCAUAGAAAUUAGAUUUUUUAUUUUCAGAUGUUUAAUUAAAUGAUCUUGCUUAUAUGUUAUAGGAAUUUUCUAGAACAGAAAAAAAUAACCCAGUUGCUUAAAUUUUUAUUUUAAAAACAUAUGCGAGUUAAAAAAUUUUUUUUUAGCUACAUAAUUUAUAUAGAUAUGCUUUUUUUUCUUUUAUAUAAUUCAUAUGGGGGUUUACAAUUUUGUUCAUAUAGAUAUAUUGCGAUGUAUCCAUUAAUUCAUCAUUAAAGAGAUUCUUAAGGCAUUUUAAAAAAUAAGGUGUUUUUUUUCUUUAAUCAUCAAUGAGAGCACUUGGCAAUAUAUGUCACAUUUUUUAGCUUGAUUAUUCUUCACCCAGGUGUCGCGAUCAUGCUGGUAUUUCCAAAACCUAAGGGUAUGGUUUGAAAUUUCACACAUUUGAGAGCAUAAUAGGAGGUCACUGUAAAAAACCCAUAUCUAUAGCAUGUCUUUGAUGGUCCUUUUUAAUGUAAGAAAAUUUUAUAUUAUCCAGGCUUUUGUAAAUUUACAUUAUUAAGGCUCUUGUUUUACUAUAUAGCACUAAGAAUAGUGGUGCACACUGUCCUAGUGACAUCUUUACAUUGCAAACUGUAGUUUUAAAGUUUACACAAUUCUGUACAAUACAUAUCUAGGGUUUAAUACAGCACUGUCUCCAAGUAACAUUGUCCAGGUUUUUUACAAAAAUCUGUUAAAGGCCCAUAAAGUCUAAAUAAGUGCUAUUUUGUUUUUCAAAAUCUUUACUUUCUAUGUCCUUUUACAGUUUUCAAAAAGUAACGCAUUAGCCAUACUCCUAUGCCAUCUUUUGCAUUUUGGCACAUAGCACAGUUGUAGUGAAUAAGUUUUUUAUAUGGAAGUAAAAAUACCACAUUUUUGCUACCUUUAUCACAGAAUAUUUCAUUUUCAACGCUAUUUUCUUCAUGUUACAAGCAUCUCACUUGUUUUUAGAUCCAUCCAUAUUACAACAUAACAGAUCAAAUGUUUAAUGUUUCUACAGAAAGUAAAAAGAAACUCAUUUCUUAGGUAUACUGUGCCUUUUAGUUUUACUUAUGUUCCUGCUUCUGCCCUGAAUAAUGCAUAGAGGGGAAACCUGAUGGCUCCCUCCACCACUCAAGCAGGAAUGUUGCCAUAUAUAACUUAACAGUGUUAAUGUCAUUUGAAAACCCGGUAUAUAUUCAAGUUAUACAACAGCAUUACAUGUACAAUAUGGGCAGUGCUGUGAAGGGACCCUGGAUAUGUAUGUACAUGUAUAUGAUAUAUAUUAAUCAUUCCAAUUGUAAAUCUGUUAGUUUGUUUUUAGUUUUGCUAUGUAAAAAAAUCAUCCCCAAGUUGCCAUAAAAAGUUUUUUGUGCAGAAUAGUCAGUUUGGACCACUCUGGUCAUUUAGGGCCAUUUUGCUAUGACAGUUUCUAAGACUAUUCAUUUUAGAAGUCAUAAAUUCGAUGUCUAUAUAUUUAUAAGUAAAAAAACCCAGCCUAGAAUAUAGUUUGAAAUAAAAUAGGAUGCUGUGGUUUAAAUUUUCUAAGGUAAUUAUGCUGCCCCUGGCCUGGAUUAUAAUUUUUCUUCAGAAAAUAAAAGGACUAGAAGUUAUCUCAAUAAAAGCAUUAUCUACAUGUACUUUUUUAUUAUGUCAUUUUUUUUUAUCUUUGUUUUGUUGUAUGUACAUUUAUCUCAUGCUUUAUUUUUUUCCUUUGCAAGCUUCGCAGUGUAUGAUUACAUCUUAGCGCUAUUUACAAGUUACAUGUACGAGUUGAGUUUAUCAUGUUGAUCAAAUUUAAAUUUGUAUGUUAAAAAUAACUUAAUUCCUAAAGAGUUUAGUCUGCAUACUGCUGUAUAGCUACACAGGUUACAUGUUUGAAGCCCUGGCCAGGCAUGCAUUGCAAACCCUUAGUAGCAGAUGAGUUAGAAUUAUUUUGGAUGGUCUCAAAGACUUGGACCAAGGCUAUGGUUUUUAUUGAUAAAUUGAUUUUAAAUUGUGUGGAAGAAAAAUUUGGUGCAUAAUGAAUUCCUUUUUAGUCUUAUAUUGAACAUGAUGUAAUCAGAGAGUCUUUUUUAAAGUUGUAUACAGAGGUUGUUUUCAAUUUUUCAUAAGAGUUGAGUGUUUUAAGAUAGUGUAUUCACAAUAAGGUUAUGUCAGUUCAGUAUGUUUUAAAAAGCGUCUAAAUGACAAUGAACAAGAUAUUCUCCUUUAUGUUGAUAAGCGUCAAAAUAACAAUGAGCAAGGUCAUUUUGCCACAUUGUCACUCAGUAGUUUAUAAGCUUCAAACUGAUCAUGAGCAAGAUAUUCCAACACAAUGGUUCUUAAUAAAGUUAUUGAGACUUGAUGGUAUACGGUAUUUUUUCAUAUAUGUAAAAAUUGUUUGAAAACCAUUUUUAUCGUUGUAAUAGAUGUACCAUUCGUGUUUAAAUAUUAAAAUAGUUUUGGUAGAGUGUUUACAGGGGCGUAUCACGAUGGGGGGCAGGAUCUGACCCCCAAGCGUCCGUGGAAGCUAAUAGGGGUUUGUGUUACCUUACAUUAUUCAAAUGGCAAGUUUGCAGCUUUUAGCGUUUGACAUGGGAGAGAUUUUUCGUUGUGUAAUGGCAGGCCAUAUUAUUUACAUUUAUGAGACUACUUAACAUGUGACAUCAUUUUAUUUUUAUCAUACUUUUAUGUUUUAGUUAGUUCUGUAUAAAAUUGGGAGUGGAACAAAAAGUGCAAUUAAUGUUAUAUGUCGAUGAAACAUGAGUUGUUUCGAAAUAAUUGUAUGUCUAAAAUGUAAGCGCUGUCAUUAUUACGUACAUUCACCCAAGACACCUAUUAUUAAUCAAUCCAUGUUUUCCAACAAUUUUUGUAGUGGUCAUAUUGAGUUUAAUCAUCGUAUCUCAGUAAGAAAGGCAUCAGGUUCUAAUAUACAAGGUUAAAAACAGCAUAUAAGUUUGUAGAUUAUAAGAAACUGCAAAUGGCUGGGUAAUAUCCAUGUGAUCUAGAGUAUUUCUUCACAUGUUUGUUAAAAAGAUUUUAAAAUAGUCAGCAGGAAAUAUAAGGGUUUUGUCUCUUUAGUUAUGGAAACUCUGAAUUCCCAGUUUAAAAAACCUAAUGCCAUUUGUUUCGAACUGGGGCGUUUAGCUUUUAUUUCUAAUAGAAUUGGUUCUGCACAAAUCUACACCAUUUUUGAACCUAGAGUAGCAAUUAUGUUUACUAUAGAUGAAAUGUUUUUGUUUUAUUUAAAUGUUAAUUGGUUGUGCGAUUUUUUUAUUUCAAUGUUAUUCAAUAUACAUUUAUAUAUAUAUAUUUGCGUGUGUAUUUUUUAUAUUUUUAAUGCGUCUUUAUGCUUGAUGAUUAAAGCUAGGAUGUUUGGUAUUGAAUGUUACAGUAGUUGCUGCAAGCAUAGUUAUAUUUUGUAGUUCAUAAAAAAAUGGUAGAUCUGUAUUUGAAUAUCGUAACCCAUUUUGUUUAUUCCUUCACAUUAACAUUUUAUAUCAUUUACAGGCAUACCCCGAGAUGAUGGAAUACCCAUUUGAAAACGAAAUAAAAUUGAUAUCUUUCUUUUAACCUUAACCUGUUGGAACUGAAAGUGAUUAACCUUUGCCACCAGUAAAGAGCCAGGCCAGCCUGAACCUCCAUGCAGUCUGAAACAGUUCUAUACUGUUGGUAGAAUACUUUAAAAAUCCCAAAAUUUUUAAAUAAAACAGUUCUAUAAGUGGAAGCAGGAAUGGUUCAUUUAAAAAACUCUGCAGGGUUAGGGUAAAAAAGUAAACCUUAGAGAAGAAAUAAAUUAAUAUUUUAUCAUAAACAGUGUUUUAAUGAGGAAAACAUAAACCCAAAUAAUUUUAUGUAUAUCUUUUGUUGAAGGGGAUGUUUUUGUUCAUUACAUGGCAUGGUAAUGGAGGGAAAAAAUUUUGAAAUUUUUUUAGGAAAACUAAAAGCUGUGGCCAUUGUUUGUAGAAGGAAAAUUUCUUAAUUUCUCAGUAACAAUAUAUAUAUAUUGUAUAAAUUCAUUUCAUGGAUUUGUAGAAAUUUAAAAUGAAAUUUGUGAAAGUUUUCGUCACUUAAAUGAAGACCUGUCCUUAUAUUUAAUAUAAUACACAUAAGCCACACAAAAAGUGAAUGCCAUAUGCCACCCAACAGCCAGCAGGCUUAUGUAUUCUGUGCUUCCAUUUGAAAUGUUUAUCAUUGUCUGAUAAUGAUAUAAAUUUCCCAUCAAUAAAAUCACAAGAUUGAUUCCAACUGAUGCAAAACUUACACUUCACUGUUCUGGUUUAAAAAAUUGUGAAUUUUAAAAAAGGGGUCACUUUAUCAGUGUUAGAUUGAUAAAAAAAAAUUUAUAAACUAAAGCCAUGGAACAAAUUUCUCACUCAUCUAGAUCAUAUUAAUUAUUUCACGAUUUUCACCUAUGCAAAGUUAUCUCACAGUUUAAAUAAAAAAGUCAUUGUCGGUUACACACAGUAUUUAUUCCGUAAAACCGCCUCCGUGGUCGAGGGGUUAGAGUCGAUGACUUCUAAUCCAGUUACCUCUCUGGCGUGGGUUCGAUCCCCGGGAGAUGCUUUGGUAGUUUAGCGCGGAGGAAGGUGGUCUAGUACUGGUGUAACUCUCCAGGAACGAUGGUUAGGAAACUACCCGCCUAUAUGACUGAAAUACUGUUGAAAAAGGCGUAAAAUGAAACAAACAAACAAACAAACAUUUAUUCCGUACAUACUGCAUUAUCUAGAUAAUCGUACAUAUGUAAGGAAUAUUGCAGUGUGUACAUAAUAUAUACCGUGAGUAGCCGACGAUGAAUAAAGAUUUACUCAAGGAUUUUAGGAUGAAGCUGAAUUCCUUUUCCUGCUUUGGUUGUGUGCGCAGAGGUUGAAAUAAGAUUGCCUUUAAAAGGCACUUGGUUCGUAACAAAAUACUGACAGUCAACUACAAAAUGAUGUACAGAAAUGGUCAAUUUUUUCUGUCAUAAUUCAUAAAGGUUUCUCAAAAGUAACAAUAUUGCAUGCUGUCUGUGACAACAUUUUUACCCCAUGCGAUUUUAGACAUUCCAAGCUGGUGAAGUAUAUAAAAGUACGUCUUUUUUUGAUAUCAAUGAUUGUGAUUUUUGUACAUGUAGUUCAACUUUUAAAAAUAUCUUAUUGAUUUUAUAUAGUUGAUAGAAAAUGUUGAUGUUCGAUGUUAUAGUAACUUUAUAUUCAGCUCUUUUACAAAUUAAGCAGAGAGCCAAGGUUGUAAGCCAGUCAAAGAAGAGCAUGCUUUUCAUUGGUUAAUUUGAAAAUUGAACAUUUAUUUAGCCAAUCAGAGAUUACGUUUUUAGACUGGUCAUUAUUUUUGUUGUGUUUUUUUUUCAUCAACAAGGAACUUGUCCUUUAUUUUUGUUACACCAGAACACUGUUGCACACACAUUGUUUAUAUUUUGAUAAAUGCAAUUUUAUAAAAAUGUAUGCUAAUAAUAUUAAAACAAUUAAACAAAAAAUGCUUUACA
Molecule: messenger RNA, 6625 nt
Organism: Ruditapes philippinarum (Manila clam)
Lineage: Eukaryota; Metazoa; Mollusca; Bivalvia; Venerida; Veneridae
Product: N(G),N(G)-dimethylarginine dimethylaminohydrolase 1-like
Exons: 5
Coding region: 80-988 (302 amino acids)
Biological process (GO): positive regulation of nitric oxide biosynthetic process; arginine metabolic process
Molecular function (GO): dimethylargininase activity; amino acid binding
Source: RefSeq, a predicted model, not a curated record